AUUUUCAGAUUAUUCUUGAAAGGAAUGGCAACUAAAAGUCUAGACACUGAUCGUGGAACUGCGGCAUUUCCACAUUUUAGUCCAAAAUACAAAUGCUGCUGUGAUACUAUACAUGUUAAGCAAGGAACAUUGAUGAUUUCCGUUGUUACUGCUAUUAUCAAAGUGGUGGAACUUCUGCAUGCAGUGAUUUCUUUUUCUGAAGAACAUCUUCUGUUAUCAAGUUUUUACAUUGUGCAUGUGUUAACGGAGAUCAUCUGCGUCGUGUUGCUUUUCGUUGCAGUUCUGAAGGACAGAAAGCGUUUUCUUUUACCUUUCCUCUUCAUACAGGUUUUCAGCGUGCUAGUCUAUCUUGUAGUUGCCCUGCUUUGCACAUGGACCGCAGUCGACACCGAUAAUUUUACUGGAAACUUUUUCAAGAAAGAGUUCAUGAGCCCAGAGGAAAUUGAGAUAGAAAAAACGCAUCCAGAAAUGGCAGGAACAACGCUUGUUCGGCUGUGGGCCAUCUAUGCAGCAACAGUGUUUAUUCUGCUUCUGUGCCUGACUUUGUGGUUUCUAUUCGUUGUGUACAGGUGUUAUCAAUACUACACUGACAUGGAAAAACAUCGGGAACCAUUUGACACGGCAGUCUCGUAUAACGCCCAGCAAGGAACUCUUGUUCAAUGAAUGAAACUGCAUGUAUAUAAGCCUUCCAUAGGCUAAUAAUAACAAUAUUCCUGACAGACAUAAUUUAUCACCAAGUGAUAAUUAGUUUUAAUUCUAGUGAAAACUAUAUUUGUUACUUUCUCUCACUUGAAUUACUGGUAUUGUUUUGAUGUUUCUGUGCUGCACUGCUUUUCACUUUUGUCGUUCUGUCGAUCUCUUGAGAAUUCUGUACCAAUAGAUUAAUAAAAGCAAAUAUGAGUAGUUUGCAAUUUCUAGCAAACUGUUUAUUGC
Molecule: messenger RNA, 933 nt
Organism: Cylicocyclus nassatus
Lineage: Eukaryota; Metazoa; Nematoda; Chromadorea; Rhabditida; Strongylidae
Source: the annotation of a GenBank genome assembly